This is a messenger RNA of Daktulosphaira vitifoliae (grape phylloxera), 5742 nucleotides long. RefSeq lists its product as uncharacterized. The transcript is spliced from 9 exons. Gene Ontology annotation, molecular function: protein binding. Bases 157 to 5418 code for a protein of 1753 amino acids. Gene Ontology annotation, cellular component: nucleus. Lineage: Eukaryota; Metazoa; Arthropoda; Insecta; Hemiptera; Phylloxeridae. Gene Ontology annotation, biological process: positive regulation of transcription initiation by RNA polymerase II. The record is from RefSeq and is a predicted model, not a curated record.
GUUUUUAAAAAACAAUAACAUUUGAAUAUUACAUUUUAAGAAUGUGGGUUCUUUACUUAAUCGAAUGUUGUGAUUUAUUUAAUUAAUUUUAUUGUAGAAUGUUAUUUUAAUUAAACAUUUUUAUUUUUAUAAUUUCUACAUAGUUUAUAUAGAAAUAUGGAUUCCGAAUGGAUUUGCACACAGGCUAUUAGUAUCGAAGAAACAACUAAUGACAAUUAUUCUGUAACAAAUUUUGGUUGUAUUAUUCUCAAUAACAACAAAGAAAACGAGAAGUAUAUUUUGCAAGAAGGUGAUAAUACUAUUGGAAGAUAUCCCUCAAAUAGCAUAUAUAUUGAACACCCAUCUGUAUCAAUGUAUCAUGCUGUCAUUCAAUGUGAUUCUGAUGGAGUAGUAUUAUUAGAUAAAGGUAGCUUGAACAAGACCAAACUUAAUCAAAAAAAUUUGAAAAAAAAUGUUGCAUAUUUUCUGGAUGAGGAUUCUUUAAUAACUUUUGGAGAUGUUCAAGCCCAUUAUUAUAUUAAUAGUGAGCAUAUUCAUAUUAACAAUGAAAAAAAUAAGUGUCCCAAAGAGAAAGUUGAAAUUAAGGAAGAUGAUGUAAAUAGUAUUGUUACUAUUGAGCAAAAUAAUUUAAUGAAAUUAAAAUGUAUUACAUCUAAAAAUUCAUCAAAUGUUUCAUAUAGUACUGAAAUUAUCAAAGAACAUUCUCUUCAAAAUUCAUUAUCAAGUACUAUUAUCAAUAAAUCAAGUUCUAGUGAUGCUUUUGGUCAAACAGAAUCUAACAAAAAUAAUAAUUUAUGCUCAACAUUUCAAAGUUGUUUUGAUAAAGAAGACACCCCUAGUCCAGUUAUGGAUUUGAAGGGUCCACUUUCUGAUUCAUAUAGUAUUUGUUUGAUGAAUAAAGAUAAUUCAUUUGUAGAUGAAAAAAAUAUUUUGAAUAAUGAUGUAAAUGAUGAUUCAUUGAAAUCAAAUACAGAAACAUUACGAGAAGAAACACCAAGUCCUACUAUGGAUUUGGGACUAUUUGUCAAUUAUAAUAUUAGUACUCAAUUAGGACUUGACCAAAUUAAUGUAUCUAAUAAUCAAGUAAAUAUUUAUAAUGAAGAAACACAGCUUUUUGAAAUUGAUAAAAAUUUUAGACAUCAACCAUUAAAUGUAGUAAAUUAUGCAGGAGUAAAGGAAAAUAAACUAGAAAAUCUAGAAAUAUCAAAAGAAUUGGUUAUUCAGAAAUCAGAAGGUAAUGAACAACUAAAAAACUCAAAUAUAAUUAGUCAACAAGACAUAAAAGUUUCUGAGUUAGAUGACGAUUUCUUUGACUGUCCUACUCAAAAAAUUGAGCUAUUAAAAGUAUCAAGUAAUAAUGUUACUGAAGAGUAUAAUGAAAAUGAUAACCAGACAAAGGAUUCAAUUAAUAAUUUAGAGUCACUGGGUGAAGACACUCAGAUUUUCAUCGAUCUAGAUUUUAAUACUGUUGAAACUAAUAAAACUGUAAACUUACAAAACAUAAAACAUUUUAGUGAUACAGAAUAUAAAAAUGCUAAAGAUUCAAACUUAACACUAUCAAAUAUACUACAAACUAAAAAAAAAGAGAACAGUUUAUUUAAAAAACCAAGUUUAGUUAGUCUAAAUGAAUUGGAAACCCAGAUAUCUUCCUCAAAAAAUGAUUUUUUUGAUUGUUCUAAAAAAAAAGUUGUCUUAUCUCAAACAACAAAUACAAAUUUGAAUAUUACACAUGCAAAAAAUAACUGUUUAGCCAUUGAUAAAAAUAAUUUUAAUGUAGCUGAAAAACAAUUACCACAAAACAAUAAUUAUUCAGAUCAUUCUACUCAAAAGGUUGUUUUUUUUAAAACUCCUCAAGCACCUAUGAAAUCAAUUUCUAAAUGUUAUGUAAAUAUUUUAAAUAAAUCUGAUAAUUUACAAAAAAAUGAAAGUAAUAUGUUAAAUGAGGUGGAUACUCAAUUAUUAUCUGAAUUAAAUAAUGAUUUCUUUGAUUGUCCAACACAAAAAUUAAAUAAUAAAAUUGAAUAUAAAGAAAUAAAAAAUAAUGAAAUUGGUGACAAUGAAAACAUACAAGACAAUUAUUUUGAUUGUCCUACACAAAAAUUAAAUGUAGUGUCUGAUAAUAAUAAAUGUUUAAACAAGUUGGAUAAUAAUCAUGUCAAACCUGAUAUGUUGUAUCAAAAUACAACUACAAAAAUUAAUUUAAAUGUUAAAAACUCUUCUAAUAAUUUAUUUGCAAGUCAAACAGAUAAUCAAAAACAAAGUUCAACUAAAAAUUUUAUAAAUACUUUUGAAGCAGAUGAUGAUGAUAUUUUCAAUUGUUUAACUCAACAAAUUAUUAAACCUUCAAGAGGUAAUAAUACUUUUAAUAAAGAAAACAAAUUAAUGAAGCAGGAAUUGCCCAUAAAUAAUUUAAAUAUGAAUCAAAACAAUAGUAUUGAGGAAAUUGUUAAUAAGUCAAAAGUUGUUGAAAUAGAUUUAAGUGAAGAUUUUUUCAAUUGUCCUACUCAGAAAAUAUCUUCACAUCCUAAGUAUCUUAAUCAAGAGAACAUUCUAUUGAACAAUAUUUAUGAAGAAGAAACUGAAAUUUUUGAAUGUAUACAAAGAAAAACGAUAAAAAAGAAUGUUGUGACUUUUAGUAAUAAUGAUGAAAUUCAUAAUAUAACUGGAAUUAAUUCAAAUAAAAUAAAUAAUGAUGAUUUCUUUAAUUGUCCAACACAAAAAAUUUCUACAUCAUUUUCUAAAAACUCAACCAAAAAAUCAGUAACGGAUAUAAAUGAAGAAGAAACACAAGUUAUAUCAGGCAUAAUUAAACCUCAUAAAGAAGUUCAAGUUGUUUCUAAUAAUACUAUUGAUAAUAGUAUUGAAAUAGAAACACAACUUUUCAACGAACAAGAUGAUGAUUUCUUUAAUUGUCCAACACAAAAAAUUUCUACAUCAUUUUCUAAAAACUCAACCAAAAAAUCAGUAACGGAUAUAAAUGAAGAAGAAACACAAGUUAUACCUGGCUUAAUUGAACCUCAUAAAGAAGUUCAAGUUGUUUCUAAUAAUACUAUUGAUAUUAGUAAUGAAAUAGAAACACAACUUUUCAAUGAACAAGAUGAUGAUUUCUUUAAUUGUCCAACACAAAAAAUUUCUACAUCAUUUUCUAAAAACUCAACCAAAAAAUCAGUAACGGAUAUAAAUGAAGAAGAAACACAAGUUAUACCUGGCUUAAUUGAACCUCAUAAAGAAGUUCAAGUUGUUUCUAAUAAUACUAUUGAUAUUAGUAAUGAAAUAGAAACACAACUUUUCAAUGAACAAGAUGAUGAUUUCUUUAAUUGUCCAACACAAAAAAUUCCUACAUCAGUUUCUCACAAUUCUACCAAAAAUAUAAAUGAAAACGAAACAGAAGUAAUUACACAUUUAAUUAAAUCUAAUAAAGUAGGUACAGUUGUUUCUAAUAAUACUAUUGAUAAUAGUAAUGAAAUAGAAACACAACUUUUCAACGAACAAGAUGAUGAUUUCUUUAAUUGUCCAACACAAAAAAUUCCUACAUCAGUUUCUCAAAACUCAACCAAAAAAGCGCUAACAGAUAUUAAUGAAGAAGAAGCACAAGUUAUACCAUGCUUAAUUAAACCUUAUAAAGUAGGUACAGUUGUUUCUAAUAAUACUAUAGAUAUUAUUAAUGGAGGAGAAACAAACAAUUUUUGUUCAUCUAAUUUAGAUAUCACUGUAAAGUUAACCAGUAAUAUUUCUGAUUUUCCAAUGAGAGACAAAGAAGAAUUUUAUAAUUGUUCCACGCAGAAACUCUCUCAUGAUUUAUUAACCAAUAAAGAUCUUGCAAUUGUAAAAAGUGAUUUAAUUAAUAUUAAAAAAACUAAAGAUAAAAAAACCAGUAUUUCUAAACUAGAUACUUAUACGUUUGUAAAUAAAAAAAUUGAAUCCUUUUUUGAUUGUCACACACAAAAAAUUAUUGCUAAUGAAAAUAGUAAAGUAGUUUUAAACUCAAGAAAUAUGAACAGCGGUGAAACUCAAUAUUUUCACAUGAAUAAUGAAGACCUUAAUUCUAAUAAAUUUUCCCCUAAUAUAAAAAAUAGUAAUGAUAAUUCAUCUCACAAUAAAAAUAUGAAUUCUUAUAAUGAAGAUUAUCAAAAAGUUUUAAUGAAAAAUAAGGAAACAGAAAUGUCUAAAGUAAAUGUCAAACCUUCAAUUCGUAUAAGAAGUGAUUUACAUAAUACAAAUAAUUUUAAUAGAUCAAAUGUUCAUGAAAUAACUCGAGAUGUCAUUAAUAGUGAUGCCAAUUUAAAAAAUGAAAAAUUGCAUUCUCCUAGACGGUCUAAAAGAAUACUUGUUGGGAGGAAUAGUAGUAGUUAUUCAAUAAACAAUAUUAGUAUAAAACAAGAGCCAAUUUUUGAUAAUGAAAAUUGUUUAAACAAAUCAAAUAGAAAAUUUCCUUUAAAAAAUACACUUUACUUGAAACAAAUGGAUGAAACAAUUUAUAGUCCUUUAAAUUUGCUAAACUCAAACUAUGAUAUAUUAAAUUCUGCUCAGAAUGCUAAUACUCAUUUAGAUUUACCUCCUUGUAAACCAUCUACUUCUAGUGACGCUGUCAAAUGGCAAUCAUUUUGGAAUAAAAAGAAAAACUUAUCUGUAGAAAACAAAAAUAAUUGCAAAAUGUUAAUUAAUAGUAAAAUUAAUAACAAUGACACUAUAAACAAAAAAGAAAGGUAUCAGACAAGAGCUGUUACUAAGAAAGAAAAUUAUGAAGAUGUUAGUAGAAAAAGAAAGUUAAACAUUUCUGUUGAAGAAAAUAAUAAAAGGAUAUGCGAUGAUAGAAGAAAAAGUGAAACAAGUGUUUUAAUUAAGAAAUCAAAAGAUGUCAUUGUGAUGUUUAGUUUUCUGAGAAAUCUUCAAUCUAUGAAAUAUUUUGUUGAAAAAACUGGGGGUUGUGUUACUGAUGACAUAACUCAGUGCUCAAUACUAGUGACAGACAAAAUACGUUGUACCAUGAAAAUACUAUCAGCUAUUGCACGAGGGGUGCCAGUUGUUACUGCCAAUUGGCUUAAACAUUCAUAUACAGUUAAAAUGUUUCAAGAUGUGGAUGAAUUUAUUGUUGUGGAUAACGAUGCUGAAAGAAAAUAUAAUUUCCAAUUAAAAGAAUCUUUAACAAAAGCGAGGAAUUGUGGUCUUUUAACAGGAUACACUGUUUUAGUUACACCUUCAGUAAAACCAGGACCUAGAGAUAUGAAAACUAUCAUUUCAUGUGCUGGGGGCAAUUUUGUCCUUAAUUGGCCAAAGACAAUCACUGAUAAAGCACUAAUAGUAACUUGUGAUAAUGAUCGCCAGCAUUGGAAAUCUGUAUGGGACUAUAACAAAGCUUCAAUAAUAGAUGGUGAUACAUUAGUGACAUCUAUAAUCAGACAAAAACUUAAUUUUUAAUUCUUAAAUUAAGACAUUUUUAUGUAUUUGUUAGUUAUUAACUCAAAUCUAAUUUAACAAUCAUCACAUUAUUCUGAAUAGUAAUGUUAAGAUAAUUUAUUAGUGACAAACCUAGUUACCUAUUUUAUUUUAAAUGUACCUGAGAGCAAACACUAAAAAAUAUAACAAUAAAUUAUUCUCAUAAUUUCAUUAUAAAUAAAUGACAUGUUUAUUGUAAAUCAAAAUAUAAUUGAUUUUCUAAAUUAUUGUGUACAUUAUAUUUAUACUAAUAUAAUUUUAAAAUAUCUUCAUGAAGCUUUUAAAGUUAAGGAGAAUAAAACAAAA